Messenger RNA from Lathyrus oleraceus (garden pea), 1620 nucleotides. Its product is annotated as aspartyl protease AED3. The record is from RefSeq and is a predicted model, not a curated record. The transcript is spliced from 3 exons. The coding region runs from base 8 to 1333 and encodes 441 amino acids. NCBI's taxonomy places the organism in Eukaryota, Viridiplantae, Streptophyta, Magnoliopsida, Fabales, Fabaceae.
CCAAGAAAUGAAUGAACCAAAACCUCAUCAUAACAUCAUGAAACUCACACUCUCACUCUUGUUCCUCUCCCUCUCCCUCUCCCUAGUCCAAGGACUAAACCCUAAAUGUGACAUCCAAGACCAUAGCUCAACCCUCCAAGUGAUCCAUGUAUUCAGUCCAUGUUCUCCAUUUAAGCCAUCAAAACCACUUUCAUUUGAAGAAACCAUCCUCCAAAUGCAAUCAAAAGACCAAACUAGACUUCAAUUUCUUGAUAGUUUAGUAGCUAAGAGAUCCAUUGUACCUAUUGCUUCUGGUAGACAGAUUAUUCAAAGUCCAACUUAUAUUGUUAGGGCUAAAAUUGGUAAUCCACCUCAAACAUUGCUUUUGGCUAUGGAUACUAGUAAUGAUGCUGCUUGGAUUCCUUGUACUGCUUGUGACGGUUGUUCUUCCACUUUGUUUGCUCCUGAAAAAUCAACCACUUUUAAGAAUGUUACAUGUGAUGCUCCUCAAUGCAAACAGGUACCAAACCCUAGUUGUGGUGUGAGUUCAUGCAACUUUAACCUAACCUAUGGAAGUUCCACUAUAUCAUCAAACUUGGUCCAAGACACUGUUACCUUAGCCACUGACCCAAUUCCUGGUUACACCUUUGGUUGUGUCUCAAAAACCACAGGAACUUCUGCUCCACCACAAGGUCUAUUGGGCUUGGGCCGAGGCCCAUUAUCACUUUUAUCUCAAACCCAAAACCUCUAUCAAUCCACAUUCUCUUACUGCUUGCCAAGCUUCAAGUCUCUUAAUUACUCUGGAUCUUUAAGACUUGGGCUUAGUGCUCAGCCCAAGAGGAUCAAAUUUACCCCUCUUCUCAAGAAUCCUAGAAGAUCAUCACUCUAUUAUGUUAAUUUGGAAGCUAUUAGGGUUGGUCGGAAAGUCGUCGACAUUCCUCCGACCGCAUUGGCGUUCAAUCCGUCCACUGGAGCUGGUACCAUCUUUGAUUCCGGUACCGUGUUCACCCGACUAGUUGCACCAGCCUAUGUGGCCGUCCGAGACGAGUUUCGUCGAAGAGUUGGGCCGAACCUAACUGUGACAACCCUAGGAGGGUUUGACACAUGUUACAAUGUACCGAUAGUUGUACCCACAAUAACGUUCAUGUUCACGGGCAUGAACGUGACACUACCAGAAGACAACAUCCUUAUCCAUAGCACGGCCGGAAGCACCACGUGCUUGGCCAUGGCGUCCGCACCCGAUAACGUGAACUCGGUGUUGAACGUCAUAGCCAACAUGCAGCAACAAAAUCAUCGUCUCCUCUUCGACGUCCCCAAUUCUAGGGUUGGAGUUGCUCGUGAGCUAUGUACUUAAUAAAAUGUUCACCACAUAUAAUCUUAUGUCAAUAUGACAUUAGAAGACUUGUUCGGGUAAUGGUAAUAUUUGUACUUUAUUUAUAUUGAUGGAUUUAAUUUUAGCUUAUGGUGAUUUUGAGCUAAGAACUCUAUAUUGUGUGGAUUUAAUUUCUAAAGGUGAGUUAUAUUUGUAGCUUUGUAAUGGUAUAUGUACCUAUAGCUAGCUAUGUCCUUUUUAUUCAUGUUGAUUGAAUUGAUGAGACUUCAAUAAUUAGUUGAUCCUGCAAGCUCACGGGUCAUGCAAUA